Molecule: messenger RNA, 2091 nt
Organism: Bipolaris oryzae ATCC 44560
Lineage: Eukaryota; Fungi; Ascomycota; Dothideomycetes; Pleosporales; Pleosporaceae
Product: glycosyltransferase family 90 protein
Exons: 2
Coding region: 1-2091 (696 amino acids)
Source: RefSeq, a predicted model, not a curated record
AUGAAGUUUUUGAAGCCUGUAGUUGCCUUUGCACUUCUCGCACGUCGUCCGACUUCAUUGUUGCCACGCCUCCACGUAUCGCUAUCCAGACACGUUCAAUAUUCGUGGUUUACAUUCACAAUAGGAACAAUUUUUUUCGUAUCACUUGUUCCCACUCUUGAUACAAAGAGGCUAGCUUCCGCUGUUCCAAUCGCUCUUGGAUUUGCGGGUACAUACGCAUCUCUGAUUCACAUUUUCGGUCCCGAGAAUGACCAGAUCGAUGGGAAAGAACGAUUAGACAUCCUAAAUGUCAUAUUUUCCAUCGCAUCGCGCAACAUCGCAUUGCUUAUAGCCUUUUCUGUCAUCAUGAUGCUUACUUGGUCUGGAAGCACACUCGAAAUAACCAAUGCAACGUCGGCUGGCUCCGGCACAUUGGGCGUGGCUCAAACCUUUACUCGUACAACGAUAUCGAUUCUGAACCUUUACCAAAUGAUAGAAUUCAUACCGAAAAGUGAAAAAGGUCGCGGAUUACUAGUUGCCUUCGCUCUAUGGCCAGGUUCAUCACUCAUACAGCAUACUCCUUUGAGCCAGCAUAUAACUCCCUUGCCUGGCGUGAACUGGCCUGGAUCGUCUGACAAUGUUCCAUAUCACCCAGUCGAACUACUCAUUCGCAAAGCUCAAGACGAUUUCAAACAUCUCAUCGACAAGCAAUCGAAGACACUCGAGUCCGCUGAGACCGAGUACCGGAGAAGAUAUUUGCGGUCUCCACCUCCCGGGUUCGCCCAAUGGUUCGCGUAUGCAAAAUCUAAGGAUUCGGUUCUCAUCGAUGAUUUCGACAUGAUAAACGAAGACUUGAAGCCGUUUUGGAAGAUUGCCCCGCAACAGCUUCAUGAGAGCAUUGAUCAUGUGUCAAGUUUCGAGCACCUUGCCCUGCGUAAAUGCGGCUUCACUGAUGGACGGUUCCAUGGACAAGGCGACGGGUGGAUUGUCGAGGAUCUCGGAAAGCUCGUUCAAGAAGUCUCGCAAAGUAUUCCCAAUGUCGAAUUUGCUUUCGACGUGGUGGACGAGCCCAGGGUUAUCAUCACACAACAGAGGCUCGACAUUGGAGGGGUGUCAAAACCCGAGUUUUAUGACGCCCAUCACCUAUCAAUAUGGGACCGCACGACUAGCGCUUGUGCGAACAAUAGCUCUUCUGGAAAACUCCCUACCAUCCAUGACUAUGGGCUAAAUCUAGUUCAAGAUUGGCGUCAGUCGAAAGAUGUUUGUUCCCACCCUGAGUUCAGUCUCAUGCAUGGUUUCUUCUCAUCACCAAUGACUUGUCUUCUCACGGAUGCGCCUAUCCCUGUCCUUUCUCAAGCAGCUCCAACAUCAUUUGGAGACGUAAUGUACCCUAGUCCCUGGUACACGGCCAAAAUGGACCAAGGAGUUUACAAGGACGAAGACGACCCUCACUGGGAACAAAAAGCCAGAAAUCUAUAUUGGGCAGGCAGUACGACUGGUAGCUAUAGCUGGAACGGCACCUGGCGCUAUUCUCACCGUCAACGAUUUGUCGAGUUGGUUCAGACGCUUAAUCAAACCAAUCACAUGUACCUCGAAGAGUCCAAGCCUGGACAGUGGACCAGUUACAAAGCAAUCGAGGAUCACAGCGACUUGUUUGAUGUCAAACUCACUGCCAUUAUCCAAUGUGAUGAUCAAGACUGCGAAGAGCAGAGAAACUUCUUCGCCCUUGGUGAGAAAGAGGAGCGAAACCGGCAGUUUCAUUCACAAUUCGUGUUUGACGUGGAUGGUAACUCAUUCAGUGGGCGGUUUUACACUCUACUGAGAUCGAGAAGUGUUGUACUCAAGCAAACCGUUCUACGUGAGUGGCACGACGAACGUCUCAUUCCAUGGGUUCAUUUCGUUCCCAUCAGCCUGUCCAUGGACGAAUUACCAGAAGUCAUGCGCUACAUGACGAGCCACGAAGACGGGAAGAGGAGGGCGAAAGAGAUUGCCGACGCAGGCCGUGAAUGGCACGGAAAAGUCCUGAGAAAGGAAGACUUCACGAUAUAUCUCUACCGUCUCAUGCUCGAACUGGCGAGAAUUAUGGAUCCGAACCGACAGGUCGAAUAUUGA